Psilocybe cubensis is the source of this 570-nucleotide messenger RNA. RefSeq lists its product as uncharacterized. The transcript has 2 exons. The record is from RefSeq and is a predicted model, not a curated record. Bases 1 to 570 code for a protein of 189 amino acids. Lineage: Eukaryota; Fungi; Basidiomycota; Agaricomycetes; Agaricales; Agrocybaceae.
AUGGUCGCUAACAAAUUGAGACUCUAUCUUGCUUACUUCAAGCGAACUAAUCCCAGCGGAGCCAACCCUGAGAGAUACCAUGUUUCUUUCAUGAUUUGCCCAAAAAAGCCGAAGGACAAUGAGCCCAAUGCCAGAAUUCUUCACGCAGUCGAUUUCUUGGAUAAAAAUCGAAAAUUGCGACAAAUAUGGAGAUUUGAAGCUAAAGAUUCUUCUCCUCGAACCAUAAUGCUUUCUGGGGUUAUGCUGCUCGGGAAGCUCGAGCCUGCAAUCACACCCGAAAUCAUCGAAGAAGUGUUGACCAAGAUAUAUAUCCCACCGACAGAUGCAGAUGCCUCUGGAGCAGACUGGAGAUGCACAAAUUGGGUGUGGGCAUCGUUAGAGAUCCUGGCGGAGGAGAGGAUUAUUCCGAGAUUUGAUGGAACUGGCCAGGAUCUGUGGAAUGUUGGAGUCAACUUUGUCAACGGAGCAACAAACGGAAACGGGAUUCCAGUACAUGAUGACUGGCUUUAUACGUGCGAUAUGUCUGGCAGGCAAAUCGAUAGCGAAAUUGGGCCUUAUGUUCGAAAAUGA